AUGCUCGGACAUAGUUUCUACCUGCCACACGAAGAAAUCGAGCCUGUGCUGCAGCGAACGGGUCUUGCGGACCGCUACAACGGCGAAUUCAUGUACGUUUCACCUAUACACGUCGAUCGUUUCCUGAAAGCCUUGCUCUUUCAGUUCUUCAAAGCCACAACGAGAGCUACCUUCAAGUACUACCAGGACCUGUGUUCACCCAACAAAUUCACAAAAUUGUCCCGUGACAGAUUACUUGCCACGUCUAUCGUGUUGAUAAUCGUGGCUGGUUCACAGCAGAGCAAGGCAGUCGAGAAAGCAGUUGCUAGACACCGUCGUGGUCAGCAAGUUGACAAAGACGAAGUCUAUAAGCAAAUCCAGGAGAUUGAGGACUAUAUCAACGAUCUUAUCAUUGAACUGUGGCGAUACAAGUUUGAAGGUCCGCGCAAAUGGGACAAGGACGACUCUCGUGACCGCGUCCGUGCACAUGCAGCCAAACAAUUCGAUCUUAUGGGCAGAUUCAAAUCAUCGUACCAACCAUUCGUGAAUGAUCUCGAGGGCUUGUCAACAGAGCUUCCUUCAGACAUCAACGAUCGAAAGUUCGGCAUCCAAAAUAUUGAUAGAUUGCUCAGGAAAUUCUAUCUCGCUGUAUUCCCUACAGAUGUGGUACCAGAUCCUGACGACAAAGUGAAGACAUAA
This is a messenger RNA of Lithohypha guttulata, 678 nucleotides long. RefSeq lists its product as uncharacterized. The transcript has 2 exons. The record is from RefSeq and is a predicted model, not a curated record. Bases 1 to 678 code for a protein of 225 amino acids. NCBI's taxonomy places the organism in Eukaryota, Fungi, Ascomycota, Eurotiomycetes, Chaetothyriales, Trichomeriaceae.